UCAAUCAAAUAAUCCAAUAUGGCCGACUGCUACAAGCGGAGGUGCUCGCGGUUAAUUUUUACUAAAUUUCUGUUUAUUUCGGUAGUUGAAUAGAAAAAUAUAUGGUCUUACUAUAUGAUGUAAGUCAAUACGCCUAAUGAAAACGUUAAUGUAUCCUGAAGAUGCCAGUUAAUUUAGUUGAAACGAAAAAAGGAGUCGAAAAAGCAAAGUUUUCACUGUCCUUGAAUAGAAAUGCAACUUAUCUGAGCAACGAAGACCGACAACUAGCAGAUCCGAAUAAGAAACCUGUGCCUGGCAAGUUCGGAAAUAACGAUAAUAAGGAAAACAGGCCGGCGAAGCGGCCAUUCAAAGGCACUUAUAACAAUACUUUGAGUUCGGCUAAAAAGCUAAAGCCACUUACUGAAUCACCUAAGCCACCAGUAAUAAAACCUGCACCAGAAACAGAGCUGAUAGUACUGAAAGCGCCUGUGGCAAGCGCUGACAUGUUGAAUGGUCACCACAAUGACAACCAGUAUGGGACGCAGCGCAAGAUACCCAUUGCCACCCUGUCUAACCUCGGCAACACUUGCUUUCUCAACAGUGUGCUCUAUACCUUGCGAUACGCUCCGAGAUUCCUCCACAACCUCCACCACCUUGUGUCAGACUUGGCCAGUGUGGAGCAGAAGCUUGGCAGCAUACGACUGAAGAGUUCCUCGCUCGGAAGAAGCGCAGCUGGUCUAGCUUCGUCCGGUGCCAGGUCCUGGAGCAGCAAGGAUCUACUCUCGCUUGGACAAUCAGAUAACUGUUCAGAGAAGAGUAAAAUAAGGAUAGCAACGGAGAAACUCCACGAGACCUACCUUAACCUACGGGCAGCAGAGAGCAAGUGCUUUAACAGCAACUCGUCCGACGCGUCGCCCGAGCCCUUCGCAGCUGACGCCUUCCUUGCGGCGCUGCGAGACGUCAACCCCACCUUCGAAGGCAACCGGCAACAAGAUGCCCACGAGCUGUUGGUGUGCAUCCUCGACAACAUCCGCGAGACGUGUCGCGCGCUCAGCGACCGCGCGCGGUUACACUUGCCCGAGAACGGAGACAGUAACGGCAUCGGUCGGCAACCAAGCCUUGACGGUGACAGCAAGCCCGGGCUCGGCAACCUUCGCAAGUCGUGGAAGAAACGCAAGGACGGAAACAAAAGACAUUCGCCCACUGAAGACAGGGCGCCUUCCCCGGCCGAGCCCGACCACAGGCCCGGGUGGGACUUCAUUGCUGACGACUUUGAGGGCACGAUGGUGGUCCGUACAAUGUGCCUCGAGUGCGAAGCGGUAACGGAGAAGGCGCAAGCAGUCCUCGAACUGUGUGUGCCUGUAGGCGAGGAGGAUGCUACAGACUCCGAGCCCUUCCGGGCCGCCUGCCUCACCAGCGAGUACCUAAGGGAUCAGAACAAGUAUUGGUGCGAACGCUGCCUCCGCUACAACGAAGCGCGGCGCAGCGUGGCGUACUCCCGACUACCUCGAAUUCUAGUUUUCCAACUAAAAAGGUUCAGCGGCGGCAUGGAGAAGAUCACGCGGCACGCGCCGACGCCAUUACUGAUGCCGUGCUUCUGUGAGGUGUGCGCGCGCCGUCCGCAGGACCAGGCGCCCAGCCACAGCUACGUCCUGUGGGCGGUGAUCAUGCACCUGGGCCAGUCGCUGUCGGGCGGGCACUACGUGUCGUACGCUCGGGCGGCGACGCCGGGGCCGGGGGCGGGGGGCGGCGACGCGUGCGCGCGAACGGCCGACGCGCCGCCGCAGCCUAGCUCCUUCAUGCGCACGCUGUUCCACCGGCCCAGGCAGCAGACGCCCGGCUGCGCCGCUAAAGAGUGCUGCGUGCCGCGGCCUCGGGCCUCGGCGUCGUGGCUGGCGUGCGACGACGAGCAGGUGAAGCCCAUCUCCAACCAGGAGUUCCACGACCUGCUCUCCGCCGAGCCCAAGGUGCGCUCCGCCGCCACGCCCUACCUGCUCUUCUACGUCAAGAGCGAGGACGACUAGUGAACGAGGGUUGAAAGGUUUAUAGUGUAGGUGGCCUAAACGCCGGUGCCGUACUCACGGUCCGUGCGCUCGAGGAAGCAGCUAUGUAGCGGGGAGUAGAGUUGUAAUAGAAUAAAUACGGCCAAUAUUAUCUGAGAGCCCGGCGGUUGAUAAACUUUUUGAGAAUUGCAUUACGAAAUGCAGAAGUUGGCUUUCGGGGUCGGGUGUAGGGGAUUGCUUCCGCUGCUUAAACGCCAACCUCGGUUCCUAGUUCAAACUUUUCUUUAAAAUGUUGCAUCAAUUUUUAAUUUUAAAAGUAGAAUGGCGCCUCUAAAAAUACUCAUAAGGUCUUAAAAAUGCUCACCAUGUCCAACAUAAGUGCACUUUCUCACACUGUUUUACUAAAAAACAUUCAACCUAAUUGAGAACCUCCUUUUGGAAAUUUGAAGUCGGUUAGAAUAAAUAGUCUUUCUCUAAAUGUUGCACAGUCAGAUGUGCUAAUUUUCGGAACAAAAAACUUAUUGAUACUGGCAGUUACUAAUUUCUUAGUACAAAUUUAACAUUGCACUGUUAUAAAUUCUAGUUUCUGACAAGGGAUUGCCAUACAAUAUGUAUGUAUAUAUUAUUAUUACACAGCUGCAUCCUUACCGUAUGUCAUACGCGAUCGUGAGUAAUGCACUUAACAUUUUACUACAAAGCAAUGAGUACAUAGGCAGAGGUGUAUUGAAACUUGAGGUAAUUCUAAAGCGGUAAUAUUAACAAGGAGAAGUAUAAUUGGGAUGAUUACAGUAACAAAGAAUCAUGGAAAUAAUGGUUUCAAGGAAACAUAUAUGUUAAUAUUAUUCUAAAGAAAUGGCCCAAUUUCAGUAUAAACAUUACAUUAUUACUAUUAAUAUUUUCAAUAAAAUAAAAGCGCAAAAUUCUGAUUGAGCAGCAUAGACAACCUCAUUGACCGUAAUCCAUACGUCCUCACCAGUAUGGAGGUUAAAAAAAAUUGGCUAUUAAACAUUUAUUACUUACAAAAAAUAUUAUUACGCAAUAUAAAGUAAAUAUUUAUUUGUUAUAUUAUACAUAUAAAUAAAAUGUUACAAAAUACGAUAUUUCACUAAAAAUCUUUUUUAAUUAUUUGGCUGAAUGGAACUAUCAUUGCCAUGCUGGCUGUCGUAAACAGAAAAAAAUUAAAUAGUAAAACUGGCGGGGUAAUUUCACUCAACAUGUAAUAUAUAGUGCUGAAUUAACAAUAUCAUUCGGGUUCGAGUGAAAAUUCGUAACUGUAAGUAUGUAAUAGUACAUUAUUGUCGAGGCUCGGAAGUAGCUACUUGCUGGCUAAGGAUUC
Molecule: messenger RNA, 3318 nt
Organism: Cydia strobilella
Lineage: Eukaryota; Metazoa; Arthropoda; Insecta; Lepidoptera; Tortricidae
Gene: Usp1
Product: ubiquitin carboxyl-terminal hydrolase 1
Exons: 12
Coding region: 162-2003 (613 amino acids)
Biological process (GO): protein deubiquitination
Cellular component (GO): cytosol; nucleus
Molecular function (GO): cysteine-type deubiquitinase activity
Source: RefSeq, a predicted model, not a curated record